GAUGAAGUCAUCGAGUUAAUCUUCUAUGAGCUCGACGACCCAACCGCUCUAAUACUAACGUCGAAACACUUUCACAAUGUGUCUCAAGACCCAUAUGUCCGAGCGCACUACUUUCUCAACCGUUAUGGUCGCUUGGAUGCUAUGUUUUGGGCUUUGGGGAGAGGGAAGAUUAUGACUGACAAAGUCAUCGACAUCCUAAUCAGUAGUGGCGCAUAUGUAUCCAGAUAUCUUGUCCAAGUCGCCAUACACCAUUAUUUUAGGUCCGCAAACCAUUUCAUAAAGACCGCAUGGGUUCGCAACAUGUCGAUUGCCGUUUUCGCUCAUUUCAUGAAGGUCGCUUGCGGGUUAUUCGAUGAAGUGCCGUUGGGGAAGAACGAGGAUGAUGGUUAUUUCUUCCAUGUGUUUUUGAAAGAGAGCAGGCUUCCGCCAGAUAUGAAGAGCACCAAGUGGGAGACGGUGCGGGAUAUAUUUGGCAAGUAUAAGUUCAUCCCGUUCAGCAUGAAGGACCCUCUUAUGGUUCAAUUGCCGAUCGCUCUCGCUAUUGAGCCGAGACUGCUUCCCUAUGCUGAAGCCAAUGGAUUCCAUAUGGACACCAAGUACCGCGAUUUCGUCUUCCGUAAGAUGUUUGAGAAGAUGGCGCUUAAUAACGGCGAACGCUCCGAUGACAUUCUCAGAAACGUGCGUGAGCUGCGACGUCUUGAUAGUCGGAUGUUCCUGAGUCGCACAGUAGCAGCUGAGAUCUGCAUGGAAUCAAAGAGCAAUGAGUCGGCUUACCGUGCACUCAAGACCCUCGACCGUACCAAGGAGUUACUAUUCGAUCUCUCCACCGUCGUCGCCGAGUUGAUCAAGCUAUUUGCCAAGACACGCUCUAUCACUUCCCCCUAUACCAUCAAUGUCCUCAGACAUCUUUACGCCGACUUCCCUAGUACAGACCCAACAGUCCGCAUCGUCAUGCUCCUGACAGCGUGUUUGCUGGAUAACGUCCUGGUUCAGCCAAACCCCUCAGGCACAUUGAAAGGCAAACUAGAACCUCUGGGUUUACUCCCGCUGACGAGAAAGGAUAUUGUGGACAUCUUGACGAAUCCAUUCGUUGAGAAACAUUCAGCCCUCGUUGACUUUGCGAAGGAUGAAAUGAAUCUAGGGUCGAGCGAAAUCAAAGACAUCCUCCAAGAAGUUGCCGUGAAGUGCCUCAAGAUUGGCAGUAAGGGGAAGACGCUCAAGAAACUCGUCGACUGUCAUCCUUAUCUUCAUGCGGUAUUGCAGGAAAAUGCGGUCCGGCGAUAUGCGAUUAAUCUGGACGAUCUUCCUCGGUAUGACGACGAAGAGGCAUGUGCUGCAUAUGAAGCCCCACUAUGUAGAGACUUCAACACCAACUCGAAAGCCACACGGAAUAACUCUGGGAUGGCUAGCGUUAAUUCGGCAGCCUCAAAUGCUUCGGGGGUUCCUGCUGAAAUUGGGGAUGGAAUUGCUAUGGAUGAUCGUGAGAUGUACGAGGAUGAAAGUGGGACUGUUGAAGCCGAAACCGGGGAUACGUCAGAAUUGGGGAUCAUCGGUCAGGAUACAUUGUCCUCUAUGAUUCGACAGGACGAAAUGGCUCCCACGCGAUCUCGCAGGCGGUCUCUUUAUUUCAGCUACUUUGGACCUGACACUACUGGAAAGCUCGGAUACCCAAUAGAUUUCAUUCAAGUCGGUCGAUGGGUCAAAGAACGAUAUCCCGUCCGAAGUGCAAUGGCUGCCACGUUCCUGACCCACGCUGUGAUCAAUAACAAUACAACUCUCCUCCAUGGAUUUUUCACAUGUAGUACCCCCUCGACUAACUAUGUUUCAACAUCACAACAUGUACCAGUAACACUCAAGCAUUUCAGGCUCCUUGCACGCCUUGGUAAAGCACCAAAUUGGUGUCUAUACCAUGAGAUUGAGAACGGCGCUGAGUUCUACUUUUCUGAAGACGACUAUCUUUCGAAACAACCACCAGCCUCGGAACCGAAGAGGUAUAGCAAGGUGAAAGUCAAGUCGAAGGAGGCCAGUCCCACCAUCCCUCGUUUCUUCGGCCAAUCUGGUCCUUCAAAGGUGCAAGUGUCUCCACGACCGAGUAAACGGAGACCGCGGCGCUCUGCGGCGGCUGUUAUGUCUUACGUCAUCCCAGAUUCUGAUGAUGAGGCUAUCGUUGAGGAUGAUGACGACAAUGCCGUCGUCGUCCUGAUGACAAUGCAGGCUAAGAAGCGGAAGGUGGAGUCGAAUCUUCAGCGGUGGAUCAAGCAUUUGUCAGUGCUACUGGCCGAGGAGCAGAAAAAGUACAAGGAAAAGCGAAAGCGCCUUGAGAAGAGUGCGCCGGCCGAGGGAAGACGUCGUGUUGCGAAGAGCGAGUUUCAUAAAUCAUUGAUGGUCAAUCUUCGCUCUCUACGGAAACUCGACCUAGAUAAACGAAAGCAACUUUACGGUCCAGACGCGGCGGAAGACGAUUAUUUCACCGAAGAUGAUGGUGAUGAUGAGUAUCGGCAACGGACAACGCGCGCUAACAAGAGGCGGCGUGUGACUUCGUAGCUAUUAGUCUCGGAACUCUGCCCAUUAUGUUUAUAUCACUAUAUGUGUGCUCGUCGCACGUUACGCACAUACUAAUAUCGCAUCGCAUCACACUACCAAUUACCUUACAUUCCUUCGGAAAGUCGUUUAAUUGAUGCUUAGAUGACACGGAGCAAUAUGUUCAGAUUCGAUACCUGUAGCGUACAGAGCGAUCGCCCAGCCUGAUUCUGUCUUCCUCGGUUUCUUCCUUUGCUUCGCCCUUUGACAACAAACGAUCUCGCCUCCUGU
Molecule: messenger RNA, 2811 nt
Organism: Suillus paluster
Lineage: Eukaryota; Fungi; Basidiomycota; Agaricomycetes; Boletales; Suillaceae
Exons: 15
Source: RefSeq, a predicted model, not a curated record